AUGGUAAUGCUAAAGGGCGUUCUGUCAGCUAUACCUUCACACUCCAUGACAUGUUUCAAACUCCCUAAGUCUCUGAUAAAAAGAAUCCAAUCGGCGGUCACGAGAUUUUGGUGGGAUGAUCGAGCAGGAACAAAGAAGAUGGCAUGGAUUGCAUGGUCUAAGAUGAUGCAACCAAAGAGCAAGGGAGGACUCGGUUUUAGGGAUUUCGAAUGCUUUAAUGAAGCGCUCCUAGCAAAGCUCUCAUGGCGCUUAGUGCACAGACCAGACUCCCUCCUGGGCCGCAUCCUGCUAGGAAAAUACUGCACUGAUUCAGGAAUCCUCACCUGCCAAAGCAAGAGCUCUGAAUCUAACGGAUGGAAAGGAAUCCUCAUUGGGAGAGAUCUCUUGAUAAAUAACUCGGGAUGGCUAAUUGGAGAUGGUAACACUGUUGAGAUUUGGUCGGAUCCCUGGCUCAGUACUACUACACGGGAAUCACCAAUGAGACCAGCCACAGAAACUACUGCAUCCCUCAAAGUAUCGAGCCUCAUGACCUUAGGUACCACCGAAUGGGACUUACAGAAAAUAAGAGACAUAUGCCCUGCCCAUGAGGACCAAAUCCUCAAAAUAUGA
Brassica napus (rape) is the source of this 609-nucleotide messenger RNA. RefSeq lists its product as uncharacterized. The record is from RefSeq and is a predicted model, not a curated record. The transcript has a single exon. Bases 1 to 609 code for a protein of 202 amino acids. NCBI's taxonomy places the organism in Eukaryota, Viridiplantae, Streptophyta, Magnoliopsida, Brassicales, Brassicaceae.